This is a messenger RNA of Orbicella faveolata, 4311 nucleotides long. RefSeq lists its product as uncharacterized. The record is from RefSeq and is a predicted model, not a curated record. Lineage: Eukaryota; Metazoa; Cnidaria; Anthozoa; Scleractinia; Merulinidae.
AUGGCUUGUUUGUUUGGUGGAGUGAUUAUUAUUGAUCUCAAGAAGUUCCUAGAUGAAUCCUAUGACAAAACAGUUAAAAGGCAGGUUGAGAUUGAACAGAGGUUUCUGCAAAGUGAGCAGAGUGUAUCUUGUUUGAAGCCUCCCAGAAAGAAGAAGAAAUUGAAUGCCCCAAAGCAAGAAGAUGCAACUCAGAAUUGUAUGGCAGGACUGGCGGCACAAUUACAGCUGGAUCAUUUUAAACAGGUGUUUCUAGAUUGGAAUGACUUAAGUCUUGUUAUUCGAAGCAAAGUGUUUGAGAAGGAUGAAAUGGAGCAAAUAGAUAUACAUGAUGUUAAGUGCAAGUUGUGGGGUUUGCUUCUGCGUCACCUGUUUGGAGUGACACUUGGAAUGGGAGACUAUUCUCACCUCACUGUGGAACACAGUGCAAUGUUGCUCCGAGAACAUGGCUCUUUCUGUAAAUUUUCGAAUCAAGGAUUUGAGGCAAAACACAAAGACGAUAGACGUACUUACUCUCGGGCCACCAAUCAUGAUUCCUCAGGAGAAGGCCAAUCAAUCCAUCAAAUUUUGACGCACUCCUCUGCAGAAAAACUCCUUUGGAUAAGGCUCCAAUUUGUUCAAGCUCUUCAGUGCCUAGCAACAGGAAAGAAAUUUUCAUUUCGCGGCUGCGGAUGGAGUAAGCGGACAUUCUGCUGGUCUCAGGAGGAUGAGGUUUGGAUCGAUGUUAUUGUUGAUCUUUUUGUAAAGCUCUUUGGCGAAGAUUACCUAAACUACACCUACAGUAAAGACCAUGGGACACAAGUAACAGAAGUGUCAGAUCCCAGGAGGAGCUUUAUCUAUGAUCAUGACAAGUGGGAGGAAUCGUUUGAGACAGUCUGCCAAGAGAGAGCUGUAAGUUUGCAAGCAAGAAGAUCAGCAAGUUUAUUAAAACAGCUUGCUGAUACCACGGUUAAACAGCCUGAAGCAGAGUCAAAUGAUCUAGAUGGUGUUGCCCCACUUCAGUCUCAGCCACUACCUUGUGUCUCGAACAGUGACGAACUGAAGACAGCAGAUGUUCCAGUCCUCCAUUGUAGUGAUGCUGUUGUAGAAGCCUCCUCUCUGCCUGGUACAGAAACAAGGCAUAGUUCAAAUGAUGUAGAAGAGGUGGCCAGAAGUGAAGUGUGCUCCCCAGUUGCCCCACUAGUACCAAGAUGCAGGAAGAAGCUAGCAAUAAAGCAUGGGUUACCUUUAAGUAUCUCUGCCCUAUUCCAGAUUUCAGCAACUGGGAUAUUUCAAGGCCCAGAAUCUGCCUUUGUGGAUAACUUGAUGGAUGGUUCAGUAGUGUUUGAAGGUAGCAAAGUAAUUGAUUCAAGGGAUCUUGUUGCUUUGAGAGGCGGUAGGCCCACAUCAGAGGAAAACUACCUCACAAACUUUGUCAUUGAAAGUUAUCUUGAUCUGAUUGCCAAACAAGGUGCACUCCAAGGAUCAAAAGUAGAAUGUAUUGGUUGGGAAUGUUUUGAGAAAGCAGUGGGGAGACAGCCAGCUAAAGAUGUCCUUACACGUAAUGCACCCCUGUUGCAGCAAGAUAUUGUCCUUGUGCCCUGCAAUUCUGAGAAUAGCCGACACUGGUUCCUGCUUGCUUUAUUUCCUAAGCAAUUCCAAAUUCUGGUGCUGGAUAGCACGGCAGGAAGCUUUAUCAAGCCAACAGCCAAAAAAGCCAUCACAAAGAUGUGGAUGUUACUCAAUGAGUUGGAUGCUACCAUUGAUGCCAGUCACUGGAAAUUCAUUGCAAACAAGCCCACUGACAUUCCUCAACAGCAGAAUGACUUUGACUGUGGAGUCUAUGUUUGCAUGUACGCUAGAUGUCUGGCACUGCAGCACCUCAUGCCUGACCAUAUAUCCAGUGGUAGAAAAAUUAUGAUUCUAGAGCUGCACCAAGGACAACUCCAUCCCUAUCUCCAGUGAAGAUGUUUUAGCUUAUGAAUGAACAGAUUUAUGAACAACACUGAAUUUCUUAACUAAACAUUUAUUUCUUUUUCAAAGUUAUUGUGUAAAUGGACUUCGAUUAAGCCUCUCAGUAGUGUCAGAAAAUUUCUGACCUAUCUGUUAAUGAGGCAUUUGUUUGCCUAAUUGAACAUUUAGUGAAAAUCUAAUUAUUAAUCUGCUGUUUCCUUGGGUAAAUUUUACCUGGCACUGUGGAUCCACUGGGGCAUUUACUUGCCUGUGGUUAAUUCUAAUGAUUUCUUUUACAAAUGUUAAUAAGACUUUCAAACAGCAAUCAUUGAGAAUUCAAUCAUUAAUCUGCUGUUUCCUUGGUUAAAUUUUAUCUGGCACAGUAGACUCACUGGGGCACUUACUUGCCUGUGCUUAAUUCUAAUAAUUGUUUCUACAAAUGUAAAUAAGACUUUCAAAUAACAAUCAGUGGGAAUCUAAACAUUAACCUGCUGUUUCCUUGGGUAAAUUUCACCUGGCACAGUAGAUCCAUUGGGGCAUUUACUUGCCUGUGAUUAAUUCUAAUAAUUGUUUUUACAAAUGUAAAUAAGGCUUUCAAAUAACAGUCAGUGAAAAUGUAAUCAUUAAUCUGCUGUUCCCUUGGGUAAACUUUACCUGGCACAGUAGACCUACUGGGGCAUUUAGUUGCUUGUGGUUAAACCUAAUUUUUUCACAAAUGUAAAUAAGACUUUCAAAUAACAGUCAGUGAGAAUCUAAUCAUUAAUCUACUGUUUCCUUGGGUGAAUUUUACCUGGCACAGUAGAUCCACUGGGGCAUUUACUUGCCUGUGGUUAAGUCUAAUGAUUGCUUUUACAAAUGUAAAUAAGACUUUUCAAAUAACAAUCAAUGAGAAUCUAAUCAUCAAUCUGCUGUUUCCUUGGGUAAAUUUCACCUGGCACAGUAGACCACUGGGGCAUUCACUUGCCUGUGGUUAAAUCCAAUAAUUGUUUUUAUAAAUGCAAAUAAGACUUUCAAAUAACAAUCAAUGAAAAUGUAAUCAUCAAUCUGCUGUUUCAUUGGGUAAAUUUUACCUGGCACAGUAGACCCACUGGGGCAUUUACUUGCCUGUGGUUAAUUCUAAUAAUUGUUUUUACAAAUGUACAUAAGACUUUCAAAUAACAAUAAUUGAGAAUCUAAUUAUUAAUCUGCUGUAGUAUUUAUCCAUAAUUAUCUACUGCUGGCUCAAAGAGUAUUAACAAAAUGAUGUUUUCUGAAGAGAAAAAUUAAACAGCCAGAAGUACAUGUACUGUACAUGCAAUUUAUCUGUUGCUUUUGAUUCUUAUUAUUUAUUUAUAUUUUCUACAAAUCAACUAUUUGAAAUCGUCAAUUUUGAUUGUAAAUGUUGCUCUACUUAAGAUAAGUUAUCAGCAACAAAUGUUCUUUUAAGGAUUGUCAAUUUGUAAACAUGACUUUUGCCAUGUACAAGCGGAGAGCAAGCUUUCCUCUAUGCUGGUUGGUAUAAAUGUCUGGCCACUAAAUUACCUCGAAUUCAUGGGUUGCUCUUCCCUUGCCAUAGCCGACCACCAACGAUGCCCUGCAUGUCGGUUGCUGGCUCUGUUGGCCAGUAAACCCUGACGCAUUUGCUUUUGCUUGGGCAUUAGCAGACAUACCAGUGAGUCGACCUGGAUUGCAGUUGUCAACUGCCUCCUCUCCCCUGAAAGAUUUAUUGGUGGUGAAGGGUGUGGAGCUGUCAUUAAAGACUGCUUUUGCCUCCUCCUGCACGAAGCACUUCCAUGAAAAUUGGCAGGUCUUUUUUCCAAACAGGUGGUCUCCAGUGGGAGCGUUCAUCUAUUUUGUUCAGAAAUGCGCUUUUCAAACACUUUAAUAUCAGGUGCAAAAAUUGAAUGGGACAGUUGAAUCGUCCAAUUCUUCCCCACUUUCCUGCAAUGAAAUGUUAAUAGAGUUAUGUCACUAAGACCAAGCAAUGUGUACUCAAAAGAUAUUAUUGCUUCCUUUGGGCACAGGUAAGUCUGUUCCGCCUUUAUAGACUCCAUGGCGAAUAAACACACUGCUCGCGCAAAUGUCACCUUACGCGAGGAAACUUGGCACAAGUAACAGCACAUUGUUACAUGUAUUUGAGCUAUUUUAAGUCUCACUUUAAUGCCAGAUUCACACAUUACGAAUAGAAAUUACUUCACCAGACUAUUGGAUGCUUGACUCAAAAAUCAAACUAGUUAUUUCUCUUACCUGAUACUUUGGGGUGCAGAGCCGAGUUAAUGCUUUCUGCCACUCCGCUUAACCACACUUUAUACUCGCACUGAAGAGUUGAGCUUGGGGUUCCACGAUAAGGAUCUGGAACUGCAAUUAUUUCCUGCCCACCUUAAAAUGGUAGCUGUUUUACUG